Molecule: messenger RNA, 2838 nt
Organism: Vollenhovia emeryi
Lineage: Eukaryota; Metazoa; Arthropoda; Insecta; Hymenoptera; Formicidae
Exons: 2
Coding region: 419-1792 (457 amino acids)
Source: RefSeq, a predicted model, not a curated record
CGCCGAGAACUUGCAGUCGCGCGUGCCAUCGCUACCGGAGCGCUUACCCCUCGUCACUCAUUCAUAUUUACCGCCCUUAGCGGGCCUGAAGCAACAAACAGCCAUUAACACGAGCCAGACACGAAAAGAACGCUAAAACAAACGGUAGAUAACAAAUUCGUUUCCUGUGUAAUCGCGAAUGGCGGUUGAUAAAAGCCGCCGGGAACCGUCGAGGAGCGCCGUCUUCGCCGCGUGCAAGUAGCAGACCGGAGAAGAUCUCGAGUGAGCUACCCGAUGGCCUCGCGAUGAACGGCGAAGAGAAGAUACCCUCCCUGGCGACGUGCGCGAGAGCGCAGAGUCAUGACUGAGGGGAGCAACAUUUUCAAUUGACGCGUCUCCGACCCCCGCAUCCCGAAGAGACUUGAGCGCGCGAGUCGAGAUGAGCAAGGAGGACAGCGACGGCGAGGGAAAGUCGCAGGACGCCUCCUCGCCGGACGCCUCGGCGAAAGACCCGAACGCGGACAUCUACGAGAAUCGCAAGCCGAAGAAGAUCAUCCGCGUGGUCACCGUGAUGGCCUACUUGUUCUCGGUGAGCUUCGUGGGUAUUCUCCUGAGCGCCUACUACAUAUUCCUGUGGGAGCCGCCGAAUCCCAGGCUCAUGCGCUCGCAUCUGCGGGCGGAUCCGCAGAUGCAGUUUCUGAUGUCGCCUCCCGCGGAGAGAACGGACCUGACGACGAAGGACGGCGGUCUCCUCCCGCAGAGCGAGGUCGAUCGCGUGCACAAACCUUUUCUUCUGAGUCGCAUCGCGUACGACGGCGAGGAUCCCGCUGUCGAUCCCCGCGACAAACCCGAUCAGGAGAAACAACGAAGACUGAACACGGCGUUGCUGAAGCUCAGGCACUCGCUCGUGGACACCCUACGCGCGCAGCGUCGAAAUUCCUCGCGGGAGACUGCGAUUCCCAGCGGGCAAUUCGACAAUUCGUUCGUGCGCGCGGGAACAGUGUUUAAUUCGACGAGAGAUCGCGCGGGGAACGCGACCUCGCGACACGGCGAGUCCGGGAAAGAGACUUACGGCGAUAACGCUGAUUCGCCUCCGGAAUUCGCGGAUUCCACGAGUACGCUAGGCGUCGAAAGCACGUCGAGGUUCACGACUAUUCCUGGAACCGAGACGAGCGAGAGCCACUUCGGCGGAGAUUCUGUUACCAGCGUCAAUCCGUUUACCGAGGGAAAGAAUCGCGAGAGGAAGCUCGAUGCCGUUGGAUCGCACCUUGCGCGUGGAUUCAGCAACGCGACGACAAGCCACGACGUGACCACCGGCGGCGAUCACCAUCGCGUUUUCGGAGGCAACAAUUCUUCCAGAAUGAUCCAAGAAUUCCUGAAGAUCGGUAGGAAGGAACCGAUGGAACGAAACAAGACCGACGAUCGCCAGUUAGUUAGCGACCUGAGCGACUUACCGGCGAGCGUUACAUCGGAGCAAGGCGUAAACGGUGGUAUUCAGAAUCCCCAGGAAAGUUAUUCCAACGUCGGGUCCUCCUCGGAAGGCCGGAUCGGACAGAUCACGCGCGAUACGGUAUCGAUCGACCCGUCGUCUCGCAACUUGGGAUUCACCGACGGUCCGGGAUUCCAUCAGACGCCGGAUAAGCCGGCCGUCAUAGAAUCACGGUCACGCACCGCGGGGACGAGAAAUUCCGAAGAAGCUGCGUUUUCAAGGUUCCCGCCCGUUUUCUUGGUUAUACGAAACUUACACCAAGGGAUCGCGGCACUUUGUUUGUCGAAGAAAAGAUCGAGGGGUUGCGCUGUGACGUUCUACUAAAACAAAGGCGCGCCUCCCUUUAUAGGACAAGAAAAGCGACAAAGUCGCGUCGAUUCAUUCUCGAAACGAAAUUGCUUAGUAAUCCAGGCAGUCUUUAUUCAACUCUCGUUACAUUUAAUCCCAUUUCGAGGCUGUGCUAUAUCUCGCCGGUAAAAUAUUCCGCUCGUCUCUUCCCCACUUUUUUCCCGUACUUUUAUCCGAAACAGUUUUUUUAAUCAGACGUAAAGACGAUUCUCCUACAAUGUGAAUUAUAUGGAUUUUUUAUGCUCUCUACAACGUAUCCAUCGCGCAUUUAGAAAAAUGCAAAGCAUGUAAAUAAUAUAACGCACAUACGUGGAUUUUUUUUUAGAAAAGUAUGGUAUUGUUUUUCUCAAAUUAAGUCCAUUUAUCCACGUAUUAUUAUUCUACACUAUCCACGAAGACAUCUGCAGCAAUGCAAUUUUCUUUUCUAGCGUGUCAAUAAAUCCCUAUACCCUUCGGCUACUUUUCUUAGGAUUCGACGAACGGUCUUGAGGAUCAAACGGUAGUGAGCGGAAGGCUCUCAAAUAAUAAUAGCACUCCUUCAAAUUGUAUAAAAUAUAAACAGCCUGAGAAGAUAAACAAAUCUUGGAAGAACGACAGUUCCUAUUUGCUCGUAAAACUGUCGACAUCCCUUUUCAUUGUAUAAUUUAUCUUCUGCGUAAUAAAACCGCGUCUCUUUCUUACAGCUUCUCUUCUUCCGAGAGCGAAAAUACAUUAAAAAUAACAUAUAUUUUUCCGAGAAAAACUGUUUGAAAUAACUGCUUAAAAACCCGACAUUUCUCAUGUGUUGCAAUCUAAUACAUCACGCUGUCAUUUUAACCCUUCGAUGGGCGCGAAUAUACGAUGGAUACGCUCGUGUUUUCUCCCGUUUCCUUGCAACUAUUGCUGUGAUUAAGUGAGAGUCAUGUUUAGUUUUUAUAUUGAAGACGAAGGUGUUGACUAUAAAUGUAUGAAUUGUAACUUUUUCCCUUCUUUGUUAUAUUUUUCAAUAUUGUACUUUAUAAAAAUUUUAUAUUCUAUAAGAC